Molecule: messenger RNA, 658 nt
Organism: Phragmites australis (common reed)
Lineage: Eukaryota; Viridiplantae; Streptophyta; Magnoliopsida; Poales; Poaceae
Exons: 4
Coding region: 7-495 (162 amino acids)
Biological process (GO): DNA repair; regulation of sister chromatid segregation; maintenance of rDNA
Cellular component (GO): nuclear speck; cytosol
Source: RefSeq, a predicted model, not a curated record
GCAAGAAUGUCGACCCCGACCCCUGCGGCGGCGCGGUCUGCUGCGGUCGCCAUGGACUACACACUCGCGGCGCUGAAGGUCUUCGGCUCCCAGCUCGCCGCCUCCACCGAGGCGCCGUCCUCCGAGGGCUCCUCCGCCGCGCAGAUGCUCUUCGGCAUCCGCUACCAGCGCGCCUGGAUCCAGGGCAUGCUCCUAUCGGCGGAUUACAAUGAGGCCGGCGAAGGGCGCCUGGUGCUGGAUGACGGGUCCUGCGUCGCCGACCUCUUCGUCUUGCCCAAAGAAGCCGAGGGACGGCAGUGGCGGGCAGGGAUGUAUGUAAUGGUUAUUGGGGCAUACGUUGCAGCAGAGUCUAAGGACAAUUAUCCAGCUAUCAAGGUGCAUAAGAUAGUCGAUCUCUCGGCCCAGCCAAACCGUGAUGCAAUGUGGUACAUGGAAGUAGCCGAGGCCUACAAUUUCUUUUACUUGCCAUUCUCAGCUUCUAGUCCCCCGUCAUGAGCAGUUGAGCACUGAUCUUGUUCUCUCCAGUUACUUGGUUUAAUCGUUACCCUCUCUUAGCUAUUUGGACAUGUAUUCAACACCACAUUGUGGUUUAUAUGUGCUAUGGGGGAUCUCUCUAGUUAUUGUAGACCUUCUAUAUUUUAAAAACAUUUUGGAAAUA